Molecule: messenger RNA, 1053 nt
Organism: Sitophilus oryzae (rice weevil)
Lineage: Eukaryota; Metazoa; Arthropoda; Insecta; Coleoptera; Curculionidae
Product: coiled-coil domain-containing protein 39-like
Exons: 6
Coding region: 1-1053 (350 amino acids)
Biological process (GO): inner dynein arm assembly; cilium-dependent cell motility; cilium movement
Cellular component (GO): axoneme
Source: RefSeq, a predicted model, not a curated record
AUGGCAUAUUUGGAAGAUAUAUUAAAAAAACUCGGAUGGGAGAGUGGUUUUCAAAUACCUGUAGCAAAUGCUACAAAUAAGAAACUCGAAGAGGAACUAGCCAAACUAACUCUUCGAAAAAUCAAAUCCAAAAAUGCUUUAGACAGUACUAACUCAAAACUAAAUAAUCUUAAGGAACAUUUCAAAUUUGUAAAGCAGGAAAGCGACCAAACACAAAAACUGAUUACAGCUUACAAACAGCAAUAUGAUUCAGAAGAACACCGAUAUCAACUAUCUAAAGCGGAGCGUAGCAAGAUUGCGAAUGAUACUUCGGAGGUUAAUAAGCGUAUGCAGUUUUUAGAAGAACGUAGAGAAGUGCAAAAAAGCGAUCUGAAAAAAGCAAUAAUUCAGGUUGACAAGAUUAAACAAGAAACAGGAUGGGAUAUAGAAGCAAUUAAGGCAUGGGAAGAAUCAUUAAAAAAACGAGACGAAAACAAUGAGUUGAUUAAAAAAUUUUCGAAAGAAGAUGAAAGACGAUUUAACGAAUUAGACGCGAAACGACAACUACUACAAACAGAAUUUGAUAAUAAAUCUUCAGAGAUUAGUAAAAUAGCGUGCGAGUUAUACAAUCAAGAAAUGAUCAUUGAAAGAAUAGGUAAAUCUGUUAAACAGCAGGUUAAUGAACGUGAAGCUCUAAUUGUCCAGUGGAAAGAAGCAGUUAAAAUGUUAAAACAAAGGGAUGAGGAUAUCGAUGUGGAACGUGACCGUAUUUUAGAUGCUCAAAACGUAUUGGAAAAACAACAAGAGCACCUUUCUGAAGAAGUUCGAUUCUUAGAAAAUGAACAACGAAAUAAUCACGAAACGCAGCUAGUAUUGGAAAGAAUCAACUCACUGAAUUCGAGGUUACGCCGUGAGCUUGGCGAUUUGGAACAAGAUGUAUAUGCUGCUAUUAGCGAGAGUCAUGCAUACAAACGACAGCUUUCGUCUUUGGCUCAAAGUUUGGAAACGGAAAGAGUAAGAGGAAAGAGAAUAACUGAAGAUAUAGCUCAAAAAGAAAGCCGACCAUACCAAUAG